Messenger RNA from Populus nigra (black poplar), 1394 nucleotides. Its product is annotated as glycerate dehydrogenase. The transcript is spliced from 13 exons. Bases 78 to 1238 code for a protein of 386 amino acids. NCBI's taxonomy places the organism in Eukaryota, Viridiplantae, Streptophyta, Magnoliopsida, Malpighiales, Salicaceae. Gene Ontology annotation, cellular component: cytosol. Gene Ontology annotation, molecular function: NAD binding; hydroxypyruvate reductase [NAD(P)H] activity; glyoxylate reductase (NADPH) activity. The record is from RefSeq and is a predicted model, not a curated record.
CCACUCACUUGUAAUGCAAUGUACUGUGCCCCUCACAUUCUUUAUUGAGCUCUGGUGCUUCUAGCUAGGUAGCUUCAAUGGCAAAACCAAUUUCAAUUGAAGUCUACAAUCCAAAUGGCAAGCACAGGGUUGUUAGCACCAAAUCAAUGCCUGGAACUCGCUGGAUCAAUCUCUUGAUUGAGCAAGACUGUCGUGUUGAGAUAUGCACCCAGAAGAAAACAAUACUGUCUGUUGAGGAUAUUAUUGCUCUAAUUGGUGAUAAGUGUGAUGGUGUAAUAGGCCAGUUGACAGAAGAUUGGGGGGAGACAUUAUUUGCAGCAUUAAGCAGGGCAGGUGGAAAGGCAUUUAGUAACAUGGCUGUUGGUUACAAUAAUGUUGAUGUAAAUGCUGCUAACAAGCAUGGUGUUGCUGUUGGAAAUACUCCUGGAGUGCUUACAGAGACAACUGCAGAGUUGGCAGCAUCACUUUCUUUAGCUGCUGCUAGAAGAAUUGUUGAAGCAGACCAGUUCAUGAGGGCAGGCUUAUACGAUGGAUGGCUUCCUCACCUGUUUGUUGGAAACUUGCUCAAAGGACAAACUGUUGGUGUCAUUGGAGCUGGUCGCAUUGGAUCCGCUUAUGCCAGAAUGAUGGUUGAAGGGUUCAAAAUGAAUCUUAUUUACUAUGAUCUCUACCAAUCCACACGCUUAGAGAAGUUUGUUACAGCUUAUGGUGAAUUCCUAAAAGCUAACGGCGAGCAGCCAGUUACUUGGAAAAGAGCAGCCAGCAUGGAUGAGGUGCUUCGAGAGGCAGAUGUGAUAAGUCUUCACCCAAUAUUGGACAAAACCACUUACCAUUUGAUCAACAAGGAAAGCCUUGCAACAAUGAAGAAGGAAGCAAUCCUUGUAAACUGCAGUAGGGGUCCAGUGGUUGAUGAAGUAGCCCUUGUAGAGCAUUUGAAACAAAAUCCUAUGUUUCGUGUUGGCCUUGAUGUCUUUGAGGACGAACCUUACAUGAAGCCCGGGCUUGCUGACAUGAAGAAUGCUGUUGUUGUACCUCACAUUGCUUCUGCUUCCAAGUGGACUCGUGAAGGAAUGGCAACACUAGCAGCUCUGAAUGUCCUGGGAAAGAUUAAAGGGUAUCCAGUGUGGGGCGAUCCGAAUCGGGUAGCACCAUUUUUGAAUGAGAAUGCUCCUCCUCCUGCUGCAAGUCCAAGUAUUGUGAACGCAAAAGCCUUAGGUCUACCUGUUUCAAAGCUAUAAAUCAUGGAAGGCUGAUCAUCAUCUAGGGGCCUUGUGGUUUAUAAUGUGUGUGUUUCUGAAUAUCGGAUCAUGGUCUCUACUAUGAUUUUCUCUUGGUAGAUGCAUUAACAACCGUGUAAUGAGUAUUAUGAACUUCAAUAGCAAUAUUUUGCUCGA